Penicillium manginii is the source of this 1059-nucleotide messenger RNA. Its product is annotated as amidohydrolase family protein. Gene Ontology annotation, cellular component: cytosol; cytoplasm. The transcript has a single exon. Gene Ontology annotation, biological process: secondary metabolic process. NCBI's taxonomy places the organism in Eukaryota, Fungi, Ascomycota, Eurotiomycetes, Eurotiales, Aspergillaceae. The coding region runs from base 1 to 1059 and encodes 352 amino acids. The record is from RefSeq and is a predicted model, not a curated record. Gene Ontology annotation, molecular function: hydrolase activity; carboxy-lyase activity.
AUGUCCGAGUCGCUCACCCAAAGACCUACGUUCAGCGGAGCCGCCAAAAAGACUUUCCAGAAGAUUGCUAUCGAGGAGGCAAUCUCUACCCACGUUUUCAAUGCCACAGCGACACUACCGCCUGUGAACAGCACAGCCGAGCUUCCCUACGUCGACACCAAGUAUGUUGCAGACGUGAAAGACAGACUCACCAAUGUUGAGGCUCGUGUGAAGGCUAUGGACGAAGCCGGCGUGGUUCUCACCGUGGUCUCCUUGACCAUGCCCGGUAUCGAAGGAAUCUUUGAUACUGCUGUUGCGGUUGAUACGGCCCGCAAGGUCAAUAACGAAAUCCACGAGCUGUACACCGCAGGGCCUUACGCCGAUCGAUUCCGGGCGUUUGGUUGUGUCGCUAUGCAAGACCCCAAGUCUGCAGCUGCGGAAGCUGAGCGCUGCAUCAAGGGUCUUGGGUUUGUCGGCAUCCUAAUCAAUGGAUUCUCCAACAUUGGAAGCGCCGACCAAAUUCAGUAUCUGGACGAACCACAAUGCGCUCCAUUCUGGGCCAAAAUGGCCGAGCUCGACGUGCCGCUCUAUAUGCACCCACGGAUCCCCUCGCCAAGCCAGAUGCGUGCCUACAAGGGAUACGAGUUCCUAGGUGGUAGCCCAUGGGGAUUUGGAACGGAAACAGCCACACACGCGAUUCGCUUGAUGAUCUCGGGGUUGUUCGAUAAGCACCCUAAUUUGCGGAUUAUACUCGGACACUGCGGCGAGGGAAUACCGUUCUCGAUCAAUCGCAUCGACCAUAGGCUGAGACACUUCCAAUCUCACCACACUCCCUGCAAGUUGCGAUUGCAGGAGUAUUGGGAAAAGAACUUCUACAUCACCACGGCUGGAGUCAUAGAUGAUGGUACUUUUUUCAAUACUUUGAAGUCCUGUGGAGAGGAUAGGCUUAUGUGGAGUGUUGACUACCCCUACGAGGAUUACAAUGAGAUUGGCUCGUGGUUCGAUAAUUUGGAUCUGAACAAUAACUCGAGAGCCAAGAUUGGCUGGGGAAACGCACGAAGGAUUUUGAAGUUGGAUUAA